GCUUAGUGGCGAAGAGGCCUGAGCUUCCCUGCCAGCUAAAGCUAAGAUCUAUGCUGCCCUUUGACCAUCGUCUGACGGGAGAUCCAGGGCACGGGAGAUCCAGGAUGACGCGCCGCUUGCUGCUGCUGCUGGUGGCAUGUUUGUUGGCAUGCACGUGUGUGUCGGGUCAGAAGAAGGUGAGCGUGACGGAGGUGUCGGUGGACAGCGCUGUGGAGGACAUCCAGUGGGGCGGUGCGGAUCACAGCGUGGUGUUUCUCAAGACCACCAAGGGACGGCUGUACCGCAGCACCGACUCGGGCAAGCAAUGGAACGACAUCACCAACAGCCUCGUCCUCUCCGAGACAGAGCCUGGCGCGCCGGCCACGGCCAUCACCGUCGACAGCAUGCUGCUCAACCCCGUCGACAAGAACAUUGUGCUCGUCGUCGGCACCAAGCACAGCCACUUCAUCUCCAACGACGCGGGACGCACCUGGAGAAGACUCAAGCAGCGGGUGCCGAUCCACUCGUGGCAGUUCCAUCCCACGCAGCCGCACUGGGCGCUGCUGAGCGCCUGGAGUGACCAGUGCCACACGGCGAGCGAGCCGGCCAAGACGGCUGCCGGGGGUGCGGCGACGGACAAGGCGUGCAACCACAUGCUGUAUGUGACCAAGGACCUGGGUGUGCAGUUCCACCUGGUCUCGAGCUACGUGGUUCAGUUCUCGUGGGGCGACGUCAAGCACAAUCAGCAGAACUGGAUCUACUUCACCCACCACCGCACCAAGGAGGGCGGCCAGCCGAAGUACGGCGGCUGGACCAAGAACGUCGACUUCGCCGUCACCGAGGACUUCGGCCGCUCCCACCGGGUCCUCAUGCACCACGGCAACAAGUUCCUCGUCUCUAAUGGCUACACCUUCGUGGCCAAGUCGGAGGACGAGGCCAAGCAGACGGUCGCUCUGAUGGUCUCGACCGACGGCGGCAAGACCUUCGAGAAGGCCAAGCUGCCCUUCGAGCUGUCGGAGAAGUCCUACACGGUCCUGGACACGUCCGAGGGGGCCGUGAUGCUGCACGUCAACCACGGCGACGAGGGCCGGUCGGGCAGCGGCAAUGUGUACAUCUCUGACCACAAGGGCCUCAGGUACUCCCUCUCCCUACCCAGCAACGUCCGCACCACCACAGGCGAGACCGAAUUCGACCGCGUUCUCUCACUCGAGGGCGUGUACCUGGCCAACUUCAAGGACGACCCAGAGGCCGAAGGCGCGCUGUCUGCUGCGGCGGUUGAGAAGAAGACUGAGGACAAGGCGGCCGAGCAGCAGGAGGAGGAGGUCAGCCAGACGGCGGUCGACUCGCGGCACAAACCCAAGCGGCGGUCGAAGGCCGAGGAUGUCGUCAAGACGGUCAUCUCGUUCGACAAGGGGGCCGUGUGGUCGUACCUGAGGGCGCCCAAGAUCGACUCCACCGGCAACAAGAUCGAGUGCCCCCCCGACAGAUGCUGGCUGCACCUACGUAAAAACACACGCAGGCACUCUCACACACGUGCAUCCAUUUUUCUCUGUGUCGUGUGAUGCGUGUGAUCAGAUGGUGUGACGAAUUUCCACAACUACGCGCCCUUCUACUCGGUGGAGAACUCCGUGGGCAUCAUCAUGGGCACGGGCAACGUGGGCCCCCACCUGCGAUACGAGGCCGACGAAGUCAACACCUAC
This is a messenger RNA of Vitrella brassicaformis, 1679 nucleotides long. The record is from the annotation of a GenBank genome assembly. NCBI's taxonomy places the organism in Eukaryota, Vitrellaceae.